Molecule: messenger RNA, 939 nt
Organism: Solanum pennellii
Lineage: Eukaryota; Viridiplantae; Streptophyta; Magnoliopsida; Solanales; Solanaceae
Product: peptide methionine sulfoxide reductase B5-like
Exons: 3
Coding region: 115-723 (202 amino acids)
Biological process (GO): response to oxidative stress; protein repair
Molecular function (GO): peptide-methionine (R)-S-oxide reductase activity
Source: RefSeq, a predicted model, not a curated record
GGUUGUAGUUAGAGAAGAGUGUAGGUUUCAAUAGACAAAUACUUGAGAGUUGGUCUUUGCGUGACCAAUAAUAAUAAACAAAAGUAUACACUAUAAUAGGAAUAUCUUAUCUAGAUGGGUUCUCAUAUUCUCAAAAUCUCACCUUUUGCUUCUUCAACCCUUCUGAUUAUCAACGCCACCCCAUUCUUGAGAUUUCAAGCCAAAAGGGUUGUUAGCAUUUGUGGCCAUCCCAAGACCCAAUUCAGGUUUUCAUCAUCAUCAUCAUCAUCAUCACCAUCAUCAUCAAGUAAGAGAGGGUUCAGAGGUGGGGUUGUUGCUAUGGCUGCACCAGACUCCGUUCACAAGUCAGAGGAAGACUGGCGUGCAAUUCUAUCUCCUGAGCAGUUCCGUAUUCUAAGACAGAAAGGCACUGAGUAUCCAGGUACCGGAGAGUAUGACAAGUUUUCUGGUGAAGGAGUCUACCAAUGUGCAGGAUGUAGCACUCCUCUCUACAAGUCCACAGCAAAAUUCAACUCAGGCUGUGGUUGGCCAGCUUUCUUUGAGGGUCUUCCUGGAGCAAUUAAUCGCACUCCUGACCCUGAUGGCAGGAGGGUCGAGAUUACUUGUGCAGCUUGUGGCGGUCAUCUUGGUCAUGUUUUCAAGGGUGAGGGUUUCCCUACCCCAACGGAUGAACGCCAUUGUGUCAAUAGUGUUUCCCUCAAGUUUACACCAGCAAAUUCUUAGUUCAUCGCAUUUGGGAUGUGAUGGUUAUCAUAGCUUUAUAUCUCUCAUGCAUAGUUUAUAUGAUGAUAUGUUAACUACUGAUGGCAGUGUUGUGUUUUGGAAAUAAAAGUUACUUUUAGUCUUGCGCUUUCUUGGAAAUGAUUCUUAACCUCUUGUAAUUUGGCUUCAAUAUAUAGGAAAAUCUAGACGAAUUCAAUAUAAAAAAUUUUCAACUUU